AUUAUUCCGCAAUGGCUGCGCUCGACCGCGGUUGACGCAGUUCGUGCUCAGCGAGAGAACAGGCCCGGUAGGAGCGUUAUAUCGGCGCUCUUUGGUCUUCAAAGUCUCCAAAAGCAACGAAGAAGCCAUGUACGAACCAGAAGAAGACGCCUUCCGGGAAGAUGAGUCGGAGGAGAUCACCCCCGACCUGUGGCAGGAGGCCUGCUGGAUCGUCAUCAGCGCCUACUUUGACGAGAAGGGCCUCGUGCGGCAGCAGCUGGACUCCUUUGACGAGUUCAUCCAGAUGUCGGUGCAGAGGAUCGUGGAGGACACCCCCCAGAUUGACCUGCAAGCAGAGGCCCAGCAUGCCUCUGGGGAGAUAGAGAAUCCGCCCCGCUACCUGCUCAAGUUUGAGCAGAUCUACCUGUCCAAGCCGACUCACUGGGAAAAGGACGGCGCCCCGAGCCCUAUGAUGCCCAACGAAGCUCGGCUGCGGAACCUGACGUACUCCGCUCCGCUGUACGUGGACAUCACCAAGACGGUGAUCAAGGAGGGCGAAGAGCCUGUGGAGACGCAGCACCAGAAGACCUUCAUCGGCAAGAUUCCCAUCAUGCUGCGCUCCACGUACUGCCUGCUCAACAGUCUGACGGACCGAGAUUUGAGCGAGCUGAACGAGUGCCCCUUGGACCCCGGGGGGUACUUUAUCAUCAACGGUUCAGAGAAGGUACUCAUAGCCCAGGAGAAGAUGGCCACCAACACCGUGUACGUCUUCCAAAUGAAGGACUCCAAGUUUGUGUUCAAGGCGGAGUGCCGGUCGUGCCUGGAGCACUCUUCACGACCCACCAGCACCCUUUGGGUGAACAUGCUGGCUCGCGGAGGACAGGGAGUGCGCAAGAGCGCUAUCGGCCAGAGGAUCAUCGCCAUCCUGCCGUACAUCAAGCAAGAGAUUCCCAUCAUGAUUGUGUUUCGGGCACUGGGCUUCGUGGCUGACCGAGAUAUCUUGGAGCACAUCAUCUACGACUUCGAAGACCCCGAGAUGAUGGAAAUGGUGAAGCCCUCCCUAGACGAGGCCUUCGUGAUUCAAGAGCAGAACGUGGCCCUCAACUUCAUCGGUGCUCGUGGGGCGCACCCCGGAGUGACCAAGGAGAGGCGCAUCAAGUAUUCGCGCGAGAUCCUCCAGAAGGAGAUGCUACCCCACGUGGGAGUGAGCGACUUCUGUGAGACAAAGAAGGCCUACUACCUGGGGUACAUGGUGCACCGGCUGCUCCUGGCAGCCCUGGGCCGCAGGGAGCUGGACGACCGGGAUCACUACGGGAACAAGAGGCUAGAUCUUGCAGGACCCCUCAUGGCCUUCCUCUUCAGGGGGCUGUUCCGCAACCUGACCAAGGAAGUGCGCAUGUACGCCCAGAAGUUCAUUGACCGGGGCAAGGACUUCAACCUAGAGCUGGCCAUCAAGACGCGCAUCAUCACCGACGGCCUGCGCUACUCCCUCGCCACAGGCAACUGGGGAGACCAGAAGAAGGCUCACCAGGCACGUGCCGGCGUAUCCCAGGUCCUGAACCGGCUGACCUACGCGUCCACCCUCUCCCACCUCCGCCGCGUCAACUCGCCCAUCGGACGCGACGGCAAACUGGCCAAGCCGCGCCAGCUUCAUAACACCCUGUGGGGCAUGAUCUGCCCCGCCGAGACUCCCGAGGGCCACGCUGUGGGGCUCGUCAAGAACCUCGCCCUCAUGUCCUACAUCUCGGUCGGCUCCCAGCCGUCUCCCAUCCUCGAGUUCUUGGAAGAGUGGAGCAUGGAGAAUUUGGAGGAGAUUGCGCCGUCCGCCAUCGCGGAGGCCACCAAGAUUUUUGUCAACGGCUGCUGGGUCGGGAUACACCGUGACCCGGACCAGCUGAUGAACACUCUCCGCAAGCUUCGACGCCAGAUGGACAUCAUCGUGUCGGAGGUGUCCAUGGUUCGCGACAUCCGGGACCGGGAGAUCCGGAUCUAUACGGAUGCGGGACGCAUCUGUCGGCCACUGCUCAUCGUCGAAGACCAGAAGCUGCUGCUCAAGCGGCGCCACAUCGACAGCCUCAAGGAACGCGAGUACAACAACUACAGCUGGCAGGACUUGGUCGCCAGCGGGGUUGUGGAGUACAUCGACACCCUAGAGGAAGAGACUGUGAUGCUCUCGAUGACGCCGGAUGACCUCCAGGACAAGGGAUUUGCGUACUGUUCGACAUACACCCACUGUGAGAUCCACCCGUCCAUGAUCCUGGGCGUGUGCGCAUCCAUCAUUCCGUUCCCGGACCACAACCAGAGUCCCCGUAACACUUACCAGUCUGCUAUGGGCAAGCAGGCCAUGGGUAUCUACAUCACCAACUUCCAUGUACGCAUGGACACGCUGGCCCACGUGCUGUACUACCCACACAAGCCGCUCACCACCACACGGUCCAUGGAGUACCUCCGGUUUAGGGAGCUGCCCGCAGGGAUCAACUCCAUCGUGGCUAUCAUGUCGUAUACGGGGUACAACCAGGAGGACUCUAUCAUUGUAAACGCAUCGGCCGUGGACAGGGGCUUUUUUAGGUCCGUGUUCUACCGGUCGUACAAGGACUCGGAGUGCAAGCGGGUCGGCGACCAGGAAGAGCAGUUUGAAAAACCGACCCGGGAGACAUGCCAAGGCAUGCGCAACGCCAUCUACGACAAGCUGGACGACGACGGCAUCAUCGCCCCGGGCACCAGGGUGUCCGGAGACGACGUCAUCAUUGGGAAGACUAUCACGCUGCCGGAAAACGACGAUGACCUGGAGAGCACCAACCGCCGGUUCACCAAACGGGAUGCCAGCACCUUCCUCCGGAACAGCGAGACCGGCAUCGUGGACCAGGUGAUGCUGACGGUGAACGCGGAGGGCUACAAGUUCUGCAAGAUCCGGGUGCGCUCGGUGCGCAUCCCGCAGAUCGGGGACAAGUUUGCCAGCCGGCACGGCCAAAAGGGCACCUGCGGCAUCACCUACCGCCAAGAGGACAUGCCGUUCACGGCAGACGGCCUCACACCGGACAUCAUCAUCAACCCCCAUGCCAUCCCGUCCCGAAUGACGGUGGGCCAUCUGAUCGAGUGCCUUCAGGGCAAGGUCUCGGCCAACAAGGGGGAGAUUGGCGACGCCACCCCAUUCAACGACUCCGUCAACGUGCAGAAGAUCUCCAACCUGCUCCAAGAGUAUGGCUACCACCUGCGUGGAAAUGAGGUGAUGUACAACGGGCACACGGGACGCAAGGUGAAUGCCCAGAUCUUCCUCGGCCCCACCUACUACCAGCGGCUGAAGCACAUGGUGGAUGACAAGAUCCACUCCAGGGCUCGAGGUCCCGUGCAGAUCCUGGUCCGGCAACCCAUGGAGGGCAGGGCCAGGGACGGCGGCCUCCGGUUCGGUGAGAUGGAGCGGGACUGCCAGAUCUCUCACGGCGCAGCCCAGUUUUUACGCGAGCGGCUGUUCGAGGUGUCGGACCCGUACCGGGCCCACAUCUGCAACCUGUGUGGUCUGCUGGCCAUCGCCAACCUGCGCAACAACACCUUCGAGUGCAAGGGCUGCCGCAACAAGACCCAGAUCUCUCAGAUCCGCCUCCCGUAUGCCUGCAAGCUUCUUUUCCAGGAGCUCAUGUCCAUGUCUAUAGCACCCCGUAUGAUGGUCCUGUGAGGUGUCUCACAAAUAAAAGCAAUCUUCCCUUCUGC
This is a messenger RNA of Ixodes scapularis (black-legged tick), 3687 nucleotides long. It is a transcript of the gene RpII140, whose product is annotated as DNA-directed RNA polymerase II subunit RPB2. Gene Ontology annotation, molecular function: DNA binding; ribonucleoside binding; DNA-directed RNA polymerase activity. The coding region runs from base 128 to 3652 and encodes 1174 amino acids. Gene Ontology annotation, biological process: DNA-templated transcription. The record is from RefSeq and is a predicted model, not a curated record. Gene Ontology annotation, cellular component: RNA polymerase II, core complex. NCBI's taxonomy places the organism in Eukaryota, Metazoa, Arthropoda, Arachnida, Ixodida, Ixodidae. The transcript is spliced from 17 exons.